Molecule: messenger RNA, 13758 nt
Organism: Mugil cephalus (flathead mullet)
Lineage: Eukaryota; Metazoa; Chordata; Actinopteri; Mugiliformes; Mugilidae
Gene: btaf1
Product: BTAF1 RNA polymerase II, B-TFIID transcription factor-associated
Exons: 38
Coding region: 339-5906 (1855 amino acids)
Molecular function (GO): ATP binding; DNA binding; ATP-dependent chromatin remodeler activity
Source: RefSeq, a predicted model, not a curated record
CAAGAUGGCUCCUCAUAUAAAAACAGUCUUCUGGGUUGCCCUCAGCGUGCAACUAAAUAACUCUUUAAAUCUUAUCAGGUUGAAGUAUUUAUCCGCGAGCAGUGCUGAAGGGUGAAUUGAGCUUCGGGUUGAUUAUAUUUGGGGAUUUCUCGACGGCUGCGUACCGGCAGGGACAACUUUGACGGCUUCAAAUUGGCUGUGAAGUGGCUCUCCUCGGUGGACUGGGGUUCGGGAGAAGCACACAGCACCGGGCCUCGGCUAGAUAGCGUUGGGGGAAAGUUUCAAAUUACUCUCAGCCUGUUGAAUGCUGGAGGUGGAAGUUGGCAUAAUAACCGACAAUGGCUGUAUCGAGACUUGACCGGUUGUUUAUCCUGCUUGACACCGGAACAACACCCGUAACCAGGAAAGCAGCAGCACAGCAGCUUGGGGAAGUCGUCAAACUUCACCCACAUGAACUCAAUAACCUCUUAUCAAAGGUCUUGACAUAUCUAAGGAGUCCCAACUGGGACACACGUAUAGCAGCCGGCCAAGCAGUGGAAGCCAUUGUGAAGAAUAUUCCUGAGUGGAAUCCGACUCCCAAACCCAAAGAAGAGUCUUGUGAAGACCUGUCUCCAGAAGAAUCAUCUUGUGACCGGUUGAGUUUCUAUCAUUUUGACAUCUCCCGCUUACUCAAACACGGGGCGUCUCUGCUGGGAUCUGCUGGGGCUGAGUUUGAACAGCAGGAUGACAAAACUGGUGAAAUGGAUCCCAAGGAACGCCUUGCCCGUCAGAGGAAGCUCCUUCAGAAGAAGCUGGGUCUGGACAUGGGAGCUGCCAUUGGUAUGAAUACAGAGGAGCUGUUCAAUGACGAGGACCUUGACUAUACCUGUCAAACAAGUACGCUCAAAGGCAAAGCCGCGGCUGGAUCCAGCUCCCGCAACCAUGUGCCCAUGCAAGCUGCUGAAUUGAUCGACUCUGAGUUCCGGUCUGGCAUGAGCAGUCGUCAGAAGAAUAAGGCCAAGAGGAUGGCUAAACUAGUGGCAAAACAAAGAUCCAGAGACGUGGAUUCUAACGAAAAGAGUAAUGACAGUUUUGAAGGUGAACCUGAGGAGAAGCGAAGGAAAACCACCAAUGUAGUCAUUGACCAACCAGCAACAGAGAGUAAAGUCUUAAUCGACAACGUUCCAGAUAACUCAAGUCAGUUAGAAGAGAUUCAGGAGUGGCCUCUGGAGAGCUUCUGUGAAGAACUCUGCAAUGACCUCUUCAAUCCCUCAUGGGAGAUUCGGCACGGUGCAGGCACAGGGCUUAGAGAAAUCAUCAAGUCCCACGGGGCCAGCGGUGGGAAGCUGGUGGGGAGCACUGCAGAACAGAUGCUGCGACAGCAUCAGGAGUGGAUAGAGGACCUGGUCAUCCGGUUGCUCUGUGUCUUUGCUCUGGAUCGCUUUGGAGAUUUUGUAUCUGAUGAAGUGGUGGCCCCUGUCAGAGAAACGUGUGCACAGACUCUUGGCGUGGCCCUUCGCUACAUGAGUGAAACUGGUGUUUCCAUGACAGUAGAUGUCCUGCUGAAGCUGCUAAAAGAGGAUCAGUGGGAGGUCCGUCAUGGAGGCCUGCUGGGGAUCAAGUACGCUCUGGCUGUCCGUCAGGACUUGAUCGCUGUUUUACUGCCCCGGGUGCUCCCCGCCAUCACAGAAGGCUUACAGGACCUCGAUGAUGAUGUCAGGGCUGUGGCAGCUGCGGCUCUCAUCCCUGUGGUUGAAGGCUUGGUGCAGCUACUGCCAAACAAGGUACCCUUCAUAGUGAACACGCUAUGGGAUGCUCUUUUGGACCUGGAUGAUCUCACAGCUUCCACCAACAGUAUUAUGACUUUGUUGUCCUCGCUGCUAACUUAUCCACAGGUCCGACAAUGCAGCAUGCAACAGUCAUUAACCGUCCUGGUUCCUCGAGUUUGGCCGUUCUUGAGACACACGAUAUCAUCAGUGCGAAGGGCAGCGCUCGAAACUCUCUUCACGCUGCUCUCUAAAGCCGACCAGAGUUGUGCAGUGUGGAUCAAUCCAAUCCUACAAGACAUGCUACGGCACAUCUUCCAGUCCUGCAUAUUGGAGAGCAGUGAGGAAAUUCUUGAACUAAUCCAAAAGGUGUGGAUGGAGCUGCUGUCUCAGGCCCCCCAGCAGUACGUGGUUGCAGCCAGCUGUCCAUGGAUGGGCGCAUGGCUCUGUCUCAUGAUGCAGGCCUCUCACAUUCCUAUAGACCUGAACAUGCUGCUGGAGGUGAAGGCACGCUCCAAGGACAAGGCUGGUGCAAAGGCACGUCUGGGGAACAAUCAGGUGAAGGAAACGGUUCAAGAAUAUAUCGCCGGUGCCGAGACGGUGACGGAUGAGCCAGGGACAAGGGACUAUGUUGUAGUUCGUGCUCGCCUCAUGGCUGCCAAAUUGCUGGGGGCUCUGUGUCGAUGUAUCUGUGACCCUCAGCUCAAUGCUGCAUCUCAGGAGAUCCGACCAGCUGAGUCCUUGGGCCAGCUAUUGCUCUUCCACCUCAACUCCAAGUCUGCCCUGCAGCGCAUAGCGGUGUCGCUGGUGCUUUGUGAGUGGGCUGCAUUGCAGAAGUCGUUUCAGGAUUGUCAGGUGGUGUCCUCCAUGGUGCAGCCCCGUCUCCUGGCCAUUCUGUCUGAACAGCUGUACUACGAUGAGAUUGCCAUCCCCUUCACGCGCAUGCAGAACGAGUGCAAGCAGCUAAUCGCACUGCUCGCCGAAUCCCAGAUAGACCUUCAAGACCGCCUCAACUGUAGCGUUUUCACUAUUGACCAAGCCAACGAACUGGUAACCACCAUCUUCACGGAGUCCACGGCGGGUCUGAAUGUCAAGUCCAAACAGUGGCAGGCGCUGGACAGCAAACGACAGCAGGCUCAAGCAACAGUGAUGGAGACCAGCGCCGAAUGGCAGCAGCUGCAUCUGCGUGUCCACAUGUUUACAGCCUGCGCGGUGAUUAACCUGCAAGUUCUUCCCGAUAAACUGAACCCUCUGGUCAGGCCUUUGAUGGAGGCCAUCAAGAGGGAGGAGAACACCCUGAUCCAGGGUUACGCUGCUGCUUUUAUAGCCAAACUGCUGCAGCAGUGUGCCGGGCGCUCGCCGUGUCCGAACACCAAGAUUAUCAAAAACCUCUGUGCCUCCGCUUGCGUAGAUUCAGGCGUCACACCCUCAUCUGCUUGCCCCGUCCCCCCCACUCAGGAAAAUGCAAAAGGAGGUGGGUUGGACAAAGAUGGCAUGCAUCACAUGGUCAACAAAACGAGAGGUAUCAUCACCCUGUACCGUCAUCAAAGGGCUGCGUUUGCCAUCACCAGUAAGAGGGGGCCAGCCCCUAGAGCCCCAAAGGCCCCCACCACAGAGCUGCCUCCUGGCAGCACCCUCAGCACUGAUAAUGAUGAGAGCAAGAAGCCUUUUCUCAUUCAGAGACGAGGAGCAGAGUUCUCCCUGACAACUGUUGCCAGGCACUUUGGUGCUGAUCUCACCAAGUCGUUGCCGUACCUCUGGGAGCACACGGUGGGACCGCUCAGGACAGUGGCGACAGAAAGUCAGUGCAUUGAUAGGCACGCUCAGCUGGAGAGGGGAGACGCUGCUGCUCAGGAACUGGUCAACUCUCUGCAAGUGCUGGAAGUCAUGGCUGGAGCCAUGUCUGCUGAACUCAAACCUUUGUUAAUGGAGCACCUGCCCCAUCUGUUCACCUGCUUGCAGCACCCAUACACAGCUGUGCGUCACAUGGCAGCGCGCUGUGUGGGUGUGCUCAGUAAGAUAGCCACACUGGAGACCAUGAGCAGUUUCCUGGAGUGUGUUCUCCCCUGGUUGGCAGCUAUUGAAGACUGCACCAAACAGGAGGGCGCCAUCGAGGCGUUAGCCUGUAUCAUGGAGCAGCUUGACGUGGACAUUGUUCCCUACAUCGUGCUGCUUGUAGUACCUGUUCUGGGACGUAUGAGCGAUCCCAGUGACAGCAUUCGUUUCAUGGCCACACAGUGCUUUGCUACACUCAUCCGCCUGCUGCCUCUGGAGGCAGGUAUACCAGACCCUCCCGCCAUGUCUGCUGACUUGAUCCGCCAGAAAGCCAGAGAACGCCACUUCCUGGAGCAGCUGCUCGAUGGCAGGAAGUUGGAGAACUAUAAGAUCCCUGUGCCCAUUAAAGCUGAGCUCAGGAAGUAUCAGCAGGAUGGAGUGAACUGGCUGUCCUUCCUGAACAAAUACAAGCUGCAUGGGAUCCUGUGUGAUGACAUGGGUCUCGGCAAGACGCUGCAGUCCAUCUGCAUUCUGGCAGGCGACCACUACCUCAGGGCACAGGAGUAUGCCAAGACAAAAGCUGCAGACUGCAGCCCCAUGCCCUCUCUAGUGGUGUGUCCUCCCACACUAACUGGUCACUGGGUGGACGAAGUUGGCAAGUUCUGCACCAAAGAGUACCUCAACCCACUGCACUACACGGGGCCUCCUACGGAAAGGAUGCGGCUGCAACACCAAGUGAAAAAACACAAUCUUAUAGUAGCCUCAUACGAUGUUGUACGAAAUGACAUUGACUUUUUUAGAAAUAUAAAAUUUAAUUACUGCAUCCUCGAUGAGGGUCACGUCAUCAAGAACGGGAAGACCAAACUUUCCAAAGCCAUUAAACAGUUGGCCGCCAACUUUCGAGUCAUCUUGUCAGGAACGCCCAUUCAGAACAACGUCCUUGAGCUCUGGUCGUUGUUUGACUUCCUCAUGCCGGGCUUCCUCGGGACAGAAAGGCAGUUCGCAGCCCGCUACGGUAAACCCAUCCUCGCCAGCCGAGACGCUAAAAGCUCCUCGCGGGAACAGGAGGCGGGCGUCCUGGCGAUGGAGGCCCUGCAUCGACAGGUGUUACCCUUCCUUCUGAGGAGGAUGAAGGAGGAUGUCCUUCAGGACCUUCCUCCUAAAAUCAUUCAGGACUAUUACUGCAACCUGAGCCCUCUGCAGGUUCAACUAUAUGAAGACUUUGCAAAGUCUAGAGCCAAGGCUGGUGUGGAGGACAGCAUCUCCAUGGCAUCAACGGAGGAGGAGGAAAAGCCUAAACUGAAGGCUACAGGCCACGUGUUCCAGGCGCUGCAGUACCUGCGAAAGCUGUGCAACCACCCGAGCUUGGUCUUGACCUCCCAGCAUCCAGAGUACAAGCGCAUCACAGAGCAGCUGGCCAGUCAGAACUCCAGCCUGCGGGACAUUCAACAUGCACCCAAACUCUCUGCUCUCAAACAGUUGCUGCUGGACUGUGGUCUCGGCGGCGGUGGAGGAUCAGAGGGGGGCACUGAGGCGGUGGUGGCCCAGCACCGUGUGCUCAUUUUCUGCCAGCUGAAGAGCAUGCUGGACAUCGUGGAGCAUGACUUGCUGAAACCCAAACUUCCCACCGUCUCCUACCUGAGGCUGGACGGCAGCGUGCAGGCCGGCCUGCGCCACUCCAUCGUCUCCAGGUUUAACAACGACCCAUCCAUUGAUGUGCUGCUGCUGACCACACAUGUCGGAGGUCUGGGCUUGAAUCUAACCGGGGCAGAUACCGUGGUGUUUGUGGAACAUGACUGGAACCCCAUGAGGGACCUGCAGGCCAUGGAUCGCGCCCACAGGAUAGGACAGAAACGGGUGGUGAACGUGUACAGGCUGAUCACACGGGGCACGCUGGAGGAGAAGAUAAUGGGGCUGCAGAAAUUCAAGAUGAGCAUCGCCAACACCAUCAUCAGCCAAGAGAACACGAGCCUGCAGAGCAUGGGCACGGACCAGCUCCUCACCCUCUUCACCCUGGACAAGGAGGGUGAGAAGGGCGAGCAGUCCCAGUCGACGUCGGGGAAGGCCUCCAUGAAGUCGGUGCUGGACGGCCUGGGAGAGCUGUGGGACCAGCAGCAGUACGACACCGAGUACAACCUGGACAGCUUCAUGCACUCCCUGCAGUAGCACCGCACCACCCCCCGCCCCGCCCAGCCUCCAUCAGUCGCCUCGUACGCUGGCCAAGCAGGACCUGGUCAGAGGUGCGAGGAGCCCCCUACUGCUGCAUUCACCUACCACCACCCCCCCUCCCCAUGACACGUUAAACAAGAUAACUAUGGCUAAUAGUUAGCUAUAGCUAAAACAGCUGAGAUAAGAAGCAAAUAUAAAUAUUUUAUUCUUCUACAGGUCAUAAGUCUUUUCUUUCCCAUAAUUCCUUGUUGAGUGUAAAGCCCCCCCCUCCUCCCCCCGCCUUCAGAAACCACUGAGACAAUAAAUUAGGUUCCGCCAUAAACAGCUCCAGUGUUAGUACAGUUGUAAUCUGCAGUUACCACAACCCUGCUGCUCGCCUCAGCUCACACUGUAUCAUAAUUCUACUUAUUCUUUAUAGUUACAGCAGCAGGUGCUUCUUUUACAGCCCCCGACCCCCCCUCAUCCGUCUGUCUCUCUUAUAUUACCAGAGUAUUCAGUGUUAACUGCUUCAGAUAGAAAGUCUUAACUUCACUGCAAAGCCCCGUCCACACCUGCCAGCGCCUCUCUCUGACUGAUGGUUACAAACAUGUUUUUGUAUGACAAAGAGAAGGAGGGGAGAGUGUGACAACAACAAGCCACAGGAUGUCAUCACACUACUGGCUUUUUAUAGCACACCGCUGACUGCUCGGCACAGGAGGAGGAGUUUGUGCCACCGAAAAGUUGGCUCCUGUCCUCCAGACGCAACCCUAGGACAAUCUUUUUUUUUUUUUUCUCCACAUAACCUGCGGCCGACAAAGAGACUUCGAUGAACCGGAUUCCUCCUUUGUGUCCAGCUCCGCCAUGAGUCACGGCAGAAAAUGUCCCAGAUGGGGGGGGGGGGGGAGCAAUGCACUUGAAGCAGCAUUACAGAGACUGAACAUGGGGCCAAGCUGAGACUGGUACCUGAAACUUGUCACAAGUAUUUUAAAGGAAAAAAAAAGAAAAACAGACUUGUACAUAUUUCUGCAGCUGCUGCUUUUUGUUUAUGAUGGUGGAAUUGUAAUAAAUUCUACGAACCUUGUAACUACCAGUCUUUAUUUAUUUGUCUGUGAACUGCCAGCAGAUGGUGUGAUUGUACAUCCAGGAGUGGGAAUAUUAACUGCAAGUGUCAGAGUGGUUUAAUUCUGGCAUAAGGAAAACAAAUAUGGAUUUGUGACGGCUUAAUAAUUCUUUAACAGAUCUUUGCUAUCGCGGAUAAUGUGAGUAGCUUGUUUUGUCUGCUUGUGUUUGCCGUUGUAGACAACAUGUGCCCAGAAAAGUUGAAAUUAUAUGGCAGGAAAGAAAGAAAAUGCAAAUUAUAGCUUAAGGAAAGUCUGCUUUUACUCUCCUGUUUGAACUUAAGUGUCUGAAUUGUUUUUAAGAAAACAAAUGUUCUCAGUGUAAGUCUUCUGCAAUCAUACGUUUGCAAAAAAAAUCCUUAAAACCAUAUGAACUCGGACGAAGUGGCCAAGAUCAUGCUGGACAGAGAUGGAGGGGGAUCACAGUGCAAAGGGACCACAAGGUUUCACAGGGUCGUACAACUACGUUUUAAUGAGAUUAGCUUAUUAGUACAGAAAGAAGAAAACUGAAGGUUGGAACUACAGACUCUGAAGCGGCAGGUAAGCAUUAGCCUCCUUUGUUUUCAAAUCAAAGUUGUACUGCAAAAAAAGUAUUCUAGAAAACCAAGAUCCAAGUCAACAAUCCCCAAAGCCUCGCCAAGGUGGAACAAGUGUUCAAGUCAGAAAAGGGAAAAACAAACACUUUUUUUUUUUUUUGUUUAAAAAGGAGGAUGUUUGUGAACAACCAGCAACAUGACGACACCGACGUUGUUAACCUACCCAGAGAAUAAAGCAGAGUGAAUACAGUAUAAACUACCCAAGUCUAAAUACACGAAAUACAUGUGCGUUUCUAUAGAGAGUAAUAUAUUGUUUAGGCAUAAAUAUUUUUGUUGAAGUGAAACAGAAACUUAAAAUAGAAAAGGCGAGGGGAUGGAUUAAUAUUCGGUGGUGACUAACACCUGAAACCUCUGAAGCUCGGGCGAUGGAAACAUGUCGGACUAGUUACCGGGGAGGGAGGUGGUUGGCGUUGGCUUCAUUUAAGCUGAUAGAAAAGGCCAGACAGAAAUUAAGCUGGGACUAAAGAAUUAAUUUGAUAUUUUCAGUAUCGAUAACUCCCUGAAACUGGUUCCUUAAGCCAAUUGAAAUCCUGCUCACUUGCCACUUCAUUAAGUACACUUGUGAAAACCUGAGCUUCAGGAAUGUUACCGUAUUGAAUAUUUGUUUCACAUAAUUCAGAGCUGUUGAUUUAUUAUUUUUUUAGGCUGUGGUUUGUACAGCUAUUUAAUCGUUUUAUGUUGUACUGACACGUUUCUAUUAUUUUUGCAGCCCUAUUUUAGUCACAGGGAGAGGCUACUCAUUAGUAACACCUGAUUACCCAUUAUGCCCUCUUCAAAUUGACUACACACACCUUCGUGGCAAAAAUUUAGACGUACAAAGCAGGCGUAAAAUCCCCCUUAUUUUUCUCCACAAAUCUCUUAAGCAACUUCAGACUUGCCAAGAGUUUUAUAAGUGCCAGCCUGAAAAUAUUAAUUAUUAUAUGAAUGUGAUUAGUACGGAAGAGGAUUAGGGCCACAUUUAGAGCAAAUCAUUUUAUAUAAGUUUUAUUUUGUUUUAGUUCUCAAAAUUCUGACUUUUCUAAGAAAAACUUUGAUUUAAGUAAAAAUUCUGAGAUUAAAGUCAGAACUAAAAAAAUAAUAAUAAUAAUCUGUGGCCCUAAUCCUCUCCCAUAUAUUAAAGUUUUGGAUAUAUCAAAGAUUAGCAAUAAAAUUGAUUUGUGUUCGUUUGAACGUGUAUAAUUUUGCCAUGAAGGCGUCCAAAGGGCGCAAAAUACAUCAUGAGAGUAAACGACACUGGAUUUCAAAAGAGUUACUGCAGAAAUUUAUGCCACAAGCUGUAACACAGCCAAAGUGAUCACCAAAUGAAAAGAAUUUACAAAAACAGAAUAAACUGUUCAACUGCAUCCUCAAAAAUUAACAUCCAGUUGAAUUAGCGCCUUUCUGAGGUGCCAUUUCAACGUAAACUGAAUGUUAAUAAAGUAGCCAUGAAGCUAAGGUUUAGCGCAGGGCUGUUACGUUGGAACGCACUAGUUUUCACUAGUGACUCUAAUGAAGUGGCAAGUGAGUGGUAAGUUAAUUAGAGAAGUGUUGUUAGAUUUGGCCACAGCCACGCCAGUUGGUUCCCAGUCUUCACGCUAAGCUAACUAGCAAAAAGCUUCUUACUGGGAAACCAACGAGAACCUUUUAGCUUAGCCCGGCGUAGCAUUAGCGACUUGGCUUGGCCUCGUCCAAAAAUAUGCACGCGGCCGCCUGUGAAGCUCACUUAUCGACACACGACCCCCUCCCCCCCUUUCUUGUGCACAAAAAUGGAAAAACUAUUUUUAGGUACUAAGCUAAGCUAACAGGCUUGAAGCUUUACAGAUAGCAAAUGGACAGGGUCAAAGUAUUCCUUCUCCGAAAUCAAAAGCGGGAAGGGGGAAAUGUGUGGUUUCGGAAACUUAAAUAAGAAAAUACAUUAAAAAUAAAAGACACUUGAGACCAUCGCCUGCUGUGAGGACCUCUGUACCUCUGUAUUUUACAGUGCAUCUCUACAUUUACAUUCACACUUAAAUACAAUCACGCUGUAGUGCUCUGCAGGGACCGAACCAGCUGCAAAGAGAAGGACGUGACUCUUCUUUAGGAGAAGCUGUUGAAUAUUUCACACAGGGUAUGGGAGUAAGUGAGGACCAGUCAUUGUAGCGGUAAUUGUUGUGUACUGGAGUAGCAGAGGCAAUGUUAAGUGGUCAGCGGUGUCGCCCAAUGUCCACAAUUACACCAUGACAUACUGCAUGUACGCUCCAUUCUGCACUUUUUAUUUUAUUGCCCAUUCAUUUGUUUACAUUGCGAAUCACUUGAACAUCACCAACCACCAAUCUGCUUCUUUGUGACUAGUUAUAUAUAUAUAUAUAUUUAUAUAUAUAUUUAUUUUUUUCUCCGUAGAUCAUUUUCACACUAAUGUAAGCGACAUCAGCGAGUUAACACAUAAAGCUUAGCAUUUCAAGAAACGAGACACUUUAGUAACAAUAUUACAAAGGUUUUUUUCUUUUCAGCUUCAAAAAUAAAAGUGAACAAAAAAACGUGAAAAAAAUAAACUUUUUAAAGAAUUAGCAUCAUAAAAUUAAUUUAUUCCAAGUAAAAAUACAAAAUAAUAUUAAUGACAUUGACCAGAUAUGAAAGUCUCCCCCAGAAAUAACUAUUAAUGGUUGAGAAAUAAGAGGAGAAAAAAAAAUAAUAAUAAUAUGAAAUAAAAAUGUAAAUAUGUUUAAAUUCUUUUCUUUUUUUAGCAAAAAACUUUCUAAAAAAUAAUGAAAAUUUCUCAGUACAAAGGCUACAUUACUACUGGAAGGUACUAGCAGGUAGAGUAGGUAAAUACACAGUAGAAAAUGAUUUUAGUGAAUCACAAUGCUUGCAAUGAAAAUAAUUCUGCAAUAAAGAUUUAUGCCUCUUUUUUCUUGUUUUCUUCUUUUCUACAAACAGUACAAACAGUAUUGCACAUUACAACAAAGAAUCAAGGUUCUUAGCCUUAAAAAAACGGGACUAAUUCAAGUCUUGCGUGAAUAGAAGGCCACCAGUCAAUUGAUGCACCUUGGGGGCUUUAGGUCAAGUUACAGGUGAAAACACUUGUGUUUGCUUUGUGUUAAAAAGAACAUUCUCGUCUCUCUACCUCCAGCCGUCCAGUGACUCUCACAAGUCUCUCUUAUGUUUUUUUUGUUUUUUUCCUCCCAGGCUAACGAAUCAGGGCUGCUUUAUUUUAUUUUUAUAUUUUUUUUUAUUAUUUUUUCCCCAUUUUUUUUUUCGUACAAAACAAAAGGGAGCACACACACUUUUAGGAAACAUAAAAAACUUUUCUUAAAAAAAUAACGAACAGAAGAUUUCUUUCCCAACUCUGGUCAGCAUAGUAAAUGAUUGACUAUAAAUAUACAAAAAGGUGGGAAAUAUGUUUUUUUUUCCUUUUUUUUUUUUUUUUUUUUCAAACUCUCAGAGCACCUGAUAUUUGAUUUCCUAAAGAGCUCCUUUUACCUCUCCUCCUUUUAAUGUUUUGGCCAAUUCGACCAGUGGGACACUUGCACCAGCUUCCACCGUGAUAAAGUAGACCGUACUCCCGCUAACUACGUCAUUAUAUUAGUUAUAAAGCUCUAGCUCCUUCAGUUGUUGUCUUUUUCAAAAAAAUAAAUUCUUAAAAUAAAAGCAAAAAAAAAAUAAAAAUAAGAUAAAAGCAUGAUAAAAAUAAAAAAAAUCAACCAUCUGUUAAAUCAUUUCUCUUGAAGAGUUAAAUUAAUAUAUAUUUUUUUUCAUCUGAAUAAACUCACUUAGAAAAUAUCUGUUUCUCUCCUAAUAUAUUUCAAAAUUGAGGUAUUGCAAAAGAUCUUGUCAGUCAGAAAGCACGCUUUGUCGUCUUUUUUUUUUUUUUUUGUCUCUUAACAAAAACAACCGCUGACUGUUGAAAACUGUUUCAGAUACAAAGAGUAGUGCAUAACAAAUAUCUAUCAUAGAGAAGGAACAAACAUAGAAAACCUGUCUGGGUGGGGAAAGAAAUGUCACAAAAACACCCAGGAUUCACUUUCAUAGGGAUAUAUACGUAUUAUUACUCAUGGUUAGCCUGUUGUUGUUGUUUUUUUUUCUAUCAGUACAAAAGUAUCUUCUGCUGAGUUUCAAUUAGCUUUUUUCUUGGACAAGAAACGAACAAAUACGUGUAUCUUAGAGCGGAGGAAAAAAAAACAGUUUACGACUAAAACGAGAAAGAGGAGAGGGACUGCGGGGGGCGCUGUCACGGGACAAUCGCAACUCACGGGCACAUUGGAAGAAGGGAAAAGGGGAGGGCACGUAUUAACUCGCAAUGAUGUAGGAUCCCGUUUAGGAUUGUCCACAAAACUGCUAAAACCAGUGUAACUUGCCCCCCCCACCCAACCCCCCACCCACUCAUCUAACCCCGCCUCCAAACCAGAGCCACUCUGCCUCCAACACUUAAAGUCCCCAUGAAUAAUUAAAUUCCGCAAUUGCACGUGAUAUAAGUUUGUGGUUUUACAGUGACAAAAAAAAAAUAUUUUCUGUAAUUUGUAAAUAAAAUAAAAAUGUUGAUGAUGAUGACUCAUCCUGCACUAGUGGGCGUGUACUAAGUUUUAAUUGUUACGUUCCUUCCCCCUGCUUUUGGUUCACGUACGGGGUACUUCCUGAUCAGGCCGCCGGAGCUGACCAAUCAGAGCUUUACCGUGAGAAAUGGGGCGUGGCUUUCUGAGACUAGCAACUAGCGCGGUGCUAGCAAACUUCAUGGGGACUUUAAGUUGCCAUUCACUCAACUGCCGCCCACCCCGGUUUCAACUGCACCCCCAUUUACCUUUUGAUAAAAAUAAAAAAUAUACAUGUCCACCAUUUUUUUUUUUCGUUAGCAGGUUCAUUACUUCAAGCUUUGCAGGAAAAGAAAGUCUGGAUAGAUGUGGUAACCCCCCCCCCCCAGCUCGCACAACUGCAUGUUCUGCAUGGCAACGUCGUUCCUCCCGUUAUCCCUAACCCAACCCACCCCCCACCCCAUCCAUUUUUUUGUGAGAGCGUGUGCAGGGCUCAGUUUAUCAACCUCAAGUCUCCAGUAGAUUCAAUGUUUCGUCCCAAACGGCGCCCGCCCCCGAUUCCUUUUCUCCUUUUUUAAAAUUUCAUUCCUCACUUUUAAACCGACUGCGCCGCCGUACCGUGUCAGGGUGGCCGUUCAUUCCGUGUGUCUGUGUGUGCGCGUUGUCUGUCGAACGCCGAAAACACGUGAGCUCUUUGGUUGCAUUCUGGGACGUAAACGUGGGCUUUUGUCAAAUAAUCUAUAGUUUUUUUGUUUUUUCCUUUUAAAAGAGAGAGAUCUCAGUUUAAGCUCACAGCUGUUUCGCGUCCUCUCCUCGGGUCAGGCUCGGUGUUUGUAGGCCUGUUUGUGUGCGUUAAGAAAGACAGCCGUCCUUAUGUGUGUGUGUGUUUGUGUGUGUGGUGUACUGGUGCAAGUGUGUGUACAAGAGAACAUAUAUAUAUAUGUGUGUGCAUACACUAGUUAUGAAGUUUCACAGGACUUCUAUGUCGGACAUUGACGACAGUUAAAGCGAAUCACAGUUCUAGGCAUACUCAGACCUAACUACAUACGGUAUAAAAAAUUGCACAAUUAUAUCAACAAUCACUGCAAAAAAGUACUUCACCUAUCAUAGACAUUUGUAAAUGGUAAAUCCUACAUUUAAUUUGAUUUCGUGAUUAUUAAGGUUUUUUUUUCUCUUUUUUUUUUAACCCUCCCGUCCAGAUGCGUUCACUGCCCCGUGUUUUUUUUUAUUUUAUUUUUUUUGUGCAGGAACCCUCCGCACGGUUCCUCCGACCGGUCUCCCCCCGUGUUUCUGUCCAGUUCCGUGCGAGUCGAACGUACGUACUAUAGUGUGUUUGUGCAAACGUGGGCAGAAUCGGGUAGUAAGACAUGAUAUCGAAAACUCUAUUGCAUGCAGCAACCUGAUUGAAAUAAACAUGCAGUUAGGGGCGACCCACCCCGACCCCCCAAAAAAAAAAAAAAAAAAGUUAGCCGCCGCCGUUGCCCUUACGACGGCUCGUCUCUGUAAAAACACCAGGUGCUUCUUCUCUACAUCUGUUAUUUUUUUGUUUUUACACCCUAGCCUGAAUAAAGUACGUAUGGUAUCCGUUUAUACCAUGGAUUUAGCAGCAAAGCUAUUGCAGCAUUACAUUUACAUUUAAAAAAAAAAAAAAAAAAAAAUGUUAUUAUAAAAA